UAAUCCCCACCACUUCCUUCGUAUAUAAACGAAUUCAUAGCCGAAGCCCCUAAAGCUGCCUUCAGAUUUGAGAGCUAGAACAGAGAACAAAAAUGCAGAUAUUCGUGAAAACCCUAACAGGGAAAACCAUAACCCUCGAGGUCGAAUCAAGCGACACCAUCGACAAUGUCAAGGCUAAGAUUCAAGACAAGGAAGGUAUUCCACCUGACCAGCAAAGACUGAUUUUUGCCGGGAAGCAACUCGAGGAUGGCCGUACUCUUGCCGAUUAUAACAUUCAGAAGGAAUCAACUCUGCAUCUGGUUCUCAGGCUUCGUGGUGGUAUCAUUGAGCCUUCUUUGAUGGCUUUGGCUAGGAAGUACAAUCAGGACAAGAUGAUCUGCCGAAAAUGUUAUGCACGGCUGCAUCCUCGUGCAGUGAACUGCAGGAAAAAGAAGUGCGGCCACAGCAACCAGCUGAGGCCAAAGAAGAAGAUCAAGUAGAGUGUUGAUUCUGAAGGGAUGCUGCAUGUGUUGUGUCGCUGGAUUUUUACAUUGCAUCAGAGAGUCGGCUAUUAAUGGACAAUUAGGAUUCGACUUUUGUUAUGUUAGUCAAAUGUUUUGGGAUAUGUAGCUCGGAACUCUGGUUCAUUUCUGGAUGUGUUGAUGAAACCAUAUUUUAAUGCAUUCAGCUAUUUCUUCUGUUGUCA
Mangifera indica (mango) is the source of this 685-nucleotide messenger RNA. RefSeq names its product ubiquitin-60S ribosomal protein L40. The coding region runs from base 93 to 479 and encodes 128 amino acids. Gene Ontology annotation, cellular component: nucleus; ribosome; cytoplasm. Gene Ontology annotation, biological process: modification-dependent protein catabolic process; protein ubiquitination; translation. The record is from RefSeq and is a predicted model, not a curated record. Lineage: Eukaryota; Viridiplantae; Streptophyta; Magnoliopsida; Sapindales; Anacardiaceae. The transcript has 5 exons. Gene Ontology annotation, molecular function: ubiquitin protein ligase binding; structural constituent of ribosome; protein tag activity.